AUGGCACUACUCUACUUUUUCAUGGAAAACCCUCUUAUGGCCUACUACACCAACCUUCUAACGUUACCGGAACAUCGCUACUUUCGCUUGUUCGGUAUGCUUGUGGGCAUCUUGGGAGCUUUGCAUGGACUACAAUUGGUUCUUCAUUUGCUAUGGUCGAUCAAAUCUCGAGCCCCCGCUGUAUUUCCUCGUACUGCUAUUGUCAAUAGCGUGGUACGGAGGGUUCAAAGGCUUAAGAAGACUAAGAGAGAUCAAUCUAUCGCGCCACGGACUUCUUGGUCAAGGAAUUCCAUCGUUGCGAUUAGUUCUGCCACGGCUUCGGUGCAGAACGUGUUGAGUGUCGAGGGAAAUCAUUUUGCGUUAGUCUUCGUGACGCGUAAAGCUGUGGAGGUUGGUGCUCAAAUUAUACAAUGCUAUCACUACAGUACACUGAUCGGUCGAGUGUGGAUCAAUCACGCAUAUGCAGGUAUGGUGGUGACGAACUGUUGGGUUACACCAUUACUUGACCAUCUCAUGCUUGCUUCGGAGUCACAACCCAAGAGUCGAACGUCAACGCGUACUGCCGGCUAUGCAGAUAUCGCAAUUCGAGAGCGUGUUGUAUGUGUGUCUAUAGACGCGUUGCUAACGGCAUUUGCGUGUCUAGUUCUACCGCUCACUGUCUUCGUGCCCUAUGCUCAAGUGUUCAAUGCUUCCUGGUAUGGAUUUCCAUACGACAUUCUCUACGGCGACGUGUCCUUUCCGAAUCUCAUUCGAGAGAACCAAGCACUAUUUGCGCUCAGCUUUAUCGAUGGUGUCACGAAACUUGUACCACAUCUUAGCAUUCUGCUUGGAAUGACGAGCAUCAGUCUCCUUCUCGAACUGUAUCCUCCGCAGAAGGUCAAGAGGGUGAAGUCGUCGCCUGCUGAUAGACCGCAAGAGUUUAAAGCGAUCAAUGUCAACAAGCAGAGUACCCAACGUCACGUAGCUGGUCUUCGUCUGAUGAGGCAUAUCGUAGUUCCUCUUGGCUUCCUGACUGCAGGGGCUGUUGUUCUUGGGCUACAUCUUCGUGCUGCCCACUUGGCCAAAACCGCGGAUACGAGUACCAUGAAAAUGUGUCUACAAGGACUCCGGCCGUGGUUUGCUGUCAACGUGAGUUGCUCCGUUCUAAAGUUCAACUGCUACAAGCAAGGGGUCCUCACGCCUGCUAGUGACCAACUCGAUCAUCUGCAAAGUGACGCAGUGAUGGCUGUCAUCUUUGAACAUUGUCCCGAAUUCGAGAUGCCUCCAUCUAUCCGCAGGUUCCGGAAUCUUCUGGGACUGGAACUAUGGAAUGUGUCAAUUGUAAAUUGGGGCGAGGAAGCUGCGUUGAACGCUGAUCUGCACCCAGAAAUGAUUUUUCUGAUCAUGGUUUACACGAAUAUGACAGAGUUGCCUCGAGGUGUGCUGACGGCUCCGUUGCCACCUCUGCUAGGAGAUAUCGAAAUUUCUAUCACCAAUCUAACGUUUGUUCCAGACGAGCUGGCAGACGCAUGGUCCAACGUUAGACUGGUGUAUCUGGAACACGCUCCACUGAAGGAAUUCCCGACUGCGCUCUUUAAGAUCCCGUCACUCUCUGUAUCUUUGAUCGAUGAUGGUUUGCACUCCAUCCCGGAUGAUCUCUUCACGACUGUCUCUCUGCUUGACGAAUACCUGGAGAUCGCGUUUUCAUACAACCCGAUCAAAGAGCUCCCAUCCUCGAUCAAAGACGGACUUCUCAUUAACUAUUUAGCGGUCGAUCAUACCGAACUGAAGACGUUACCAGCGUGGGUCGAUGGGGUCGGACAGUGGAUGAAUCUUGGUGGAUCUCCAGUAUGCAACGAUACAGAAGCGGUGAUUCCAGAUAUUGGAGACUGUGCCGAUCGGGGGUGGAACCCGAUAAGUGACGGUAGAUACCCGCUAGCAUUGGUAGCCCCGCUUCGAGAGAUCGAGUAG
Molecule: messenger RNA, 1950 nt
Organism: Phytophthora infestans T30-4
Lineage: Eukaryota; Oomycota; Peronosporomycetes; Peronosporales; Peronosporaceae
Exons: 1
Coding region: 1-1950 (649 amino acids)
Source: RefSeq, a predicted model, not a curated record